CUCACAAACGAAAGAGAAGCUGAAAACCAUGUUUGCCACUCAUGGAACUCCUAGAUAUCUUGAAAGUGACAAUGGACCACCAUUCCAAUCCAAAGAAUUUGCCGAAUUUGCGAGGACCGAAGGAUUCCAACAUCAUCGGGUUACCCCAGGACAUGCACGAGCAAAUGGUGAAGCGGAAAGUUUCAUGAAACUUCUGAACAAGACAGAGAAGAUCGCACACUUACAAGGUCAGAGUAGUACCAUAGCAAUUCAAGAAAUGCUGACUGGAUUUCGAUCGACACCACAUCCAGCCACCGGUGCAACACCUUAUGAAGCAAUGAUGAAUAGACUAGUGAGGACCAAAUUGGACCAUCAAGCCAGUUCAUCAGAUCCUAAAAAUUCAGAGGAUGCUACAAUUAACAGGAAGGAUGGGGCAUACAAAGAAAAGAUGACCCGCACAGCUCACAAAAGAAACGUUAAAGAGCAUAACUUCAUUGUUGGUGACCAUGUUCUCCUGAAACAGAAGAAGACAAAUAAGUGGUCAACAGCAUACGAGCCAGCAAUCUAUAUCGUAACUCGUGUUAAUGGAUCAAGCAUUGCAGCUAGACGGAUUAAAGAUGGUCGAGAAGUCUAUCGCGACGCCAGCCAGUACAAGCUUGUGAACAUGUUAGUCCGUGGAAAUGAACAUCGAGGACGAACAGAUGAAGAAGAAAUAAUUUCAGAGAAUGAGAGAGAAACCCUGAUGAAGAAUUUUGGCGAAAAUGAAACAGAGUAUCAAGAGCACACAGAGAGUGACGCAAGUACCAACAAAGGAGAAGAAACUAGAAACACCCCAGGAAUGGAAAUUCAACAGGCUGAAACUCAACAAGAUGAUAAACCACAACCUGAAUUACCACCACCUGAGAAACUACAACCACUAAGAAGAUCAACGAGGAACAGAAAAAAACCAUUAUAUUUGACAGACUACAUAACGUGA
This is a messenger RNA of Dendronephthya gigantea, 955 nucleotides long. RefSeq lists its product as uncharacterized. The coding region runs from base 29 to 955 and encodes 308 amino acids. The record is from RefSeq and is a predicted model, not a curated record. Gene Ontology annotation, molecular function: nucleic acid binding. Gene Ontology annotation, biological process: DNA integration. The transcript has a single exon. Lineage: Eukaryota; Metazoa; Cnidaria; Anthozoa; Malacalcyonacea; Nephtheidae.